AUGGGGAACAGGGAAGGUGUUGAGGGCUGGGACUGGCCAAGUCUGGGCCUGGGGGCUGUGCCAAAGGUGCAUGGAGGUCCAGAGACCAAUAUCAGGGGGUCAGGAGGUCAAAUGAGUGAUGCAAUCCCAGUAUCCAAGUGCUGGGAUGACCAAGGUAAAGACCAAGGUGACCAGCCAGGGGUCAGAGGUAGCUCAGGGGAGCUAACAGACAUGAGUCCAGUUGUUGAGGCUGGCUCAGGGGCAAGUCUGGAGGGUAACUCCAACUUGGAAGGGAACUCAGAUGUGAGUCCACAUGGUGAGUCUGACUCAGGGGCUGACAUGGCCAGUCCAGAGUCAGGAAAAAAUGAGGGGCAGACAGGGGUCAGGAGUGAGGGAGUGGAUGCAUUAAGUUUUGACCACUAA
Molecule: messenger RNA, 402 nt
Organism: Pisolithus orientalis
Lineage: Eukaryota; Fungi; Basidiomycota; Agaricomycetes; Boletales; Pisolithaceae
Exons: 2
Coding region: 1-402 (133 amino acids)
Source: RefSeq, a predicted model, not a curated record